CCCCUGCACACCGUUUCUUCAGCUCACCGCGGUGCGUCACUCAGGCUCCAUUGGCUAGUGUGCUGUCACUCAGGCCUCACGAGCCAAUCGUGCGCUCCAGCGGACCCCCAUGGGAGGGGCUUUCCUGGAACCCGGUGUCUGGCUCAACUCCUCUGCUGCGGAAGUCGGAAGUUGUCACCUGUGCUACACUGCGGGCUCCGUGGUGGAGAGACUCCGGGUCAGCUCUGCGGCCGCACCAUGAAUGCAGUGACCUAUGAUGAUGUGCAUAUCAGCUUCACUUCCAAAGAAUGGGCUUUGCUGGAUCCUUCCCAGAAGAGUCUCUACAAAGAUGUGAUGCUGGAGAUUUAUAGUCACCUUACUGCUAUAGGCUACAAAUGGGAAGCCCAUGACAGUGAAGAACAUGGUCAACGAUUUAGAAGACAGAGAAGGCAUAAAAGAAGUCAUACUGAAGUGAAAACCUACAAAUGUAGCCAAUGUGGUAAAGCCUUUUCAUAUCAGCACCAUCUCUAUAUUCACAAAAGAACCCAUACUGGAGAGAAACCCUAUGAAUGCAAUCAAUGUGGGAAAACCUUUUCACAACGGAGUCAUCUCAACACUCAUAAAAAAACUCAUAGUGGAGUGAAACCAUUUCAGUGUAAUCAAUGUGAGAAAGCUUUUACACAUCAAGGUUAUCUUAAAAAACAUGAAAGAACUCAUACUGGAGUGAAACCCUAUGUAUGUAGCCAAUGUGGUAAAUCCUUUUCAAAACACUGUAGUCUCCAAAUACAUAAAAGGAAUCAUACAGGAGAGAAACCCUAUAAAUGUAAUCAUUGUGAGAAAGCUUUUGCAGAUUACGGUUAUUUGAAAACACAUGAAAGAAUGCAUACUGGAGAGAAACCCUACAAAUGCAAUCAAUGUGGUAAGGCCUUUUCACAACCGAGUCAUCUCACCAUUCAUAAAAGAAGCCAUACUGGAGAAAAACCCUAUGAAUGUAAGCAAUGUGGUAAAGCCUUUUCAAAUUGCAGUACUCUUAAAACACAUGAAAGAAUUCAUACUGGAGAGAAACCCUAUGAAUGUAAGCAAUGUGGAAGACUGUUUUCACACGACACUUCUUUCCGGGAACAUAAAAGGACUCAUACUGGUGAGAAACCCUAUGAAUGUACUGAAUGUGGGAAAGCCUUUAGAAAACACAAUGGUCUCCAAAUGCAUAAGAGAACUCACACACAAGAGAAACCUUAUGAAUGUAAGCAAUGUGGUAAAGCUUUUUCAAAUUGCAGUACUCUUAAAAUACAUGAAAGAAUUCAUACUGGAGAGAAACCCUAUGAAUGUAAUCAAUGUGGGAAAGUAUUUGCACACGAUGCUGGUCUCCGGAUGCAUAAAAGAACUCAUACUGAUUAGAAACCCUAUGAAUGUAAUCAAUGUGGGAAAGUAUUUACACACGAUGCUGGUCUCCGGAUACAUAAAAGAAUGCAUACUGGUGAGAAGCCCUAUGAAUGUAACCAAUGUGGAAAAGCUUUUUCAAGUUGCGGUGCCCUUAAAGCACAUGAAAGAAUUCAUACUAGAAAGAAACACUAUGAAAGUGGAAACGCCUUUUCAAAACACAGUGCUGUCCCAACGCCUAAGAGAACUCAUACAAGAAGGAACCAUAUGAAUGUAAGCAAUGUGGGAAAACCUUUCUACAACAUAGCCAGCUCCAGAUUCAUAAAAGAACUCAUACUAGGGGAAGACGUCCACGGUGCAUCUGAUGCCACUCAGUCCAGCCAGACGAAAGCCACCUACCUGUGUCUUGAAGAUGUGAGCUGACACAAAGCCAUCAUGGCUCAUCUAAUCCUACAUUGUUCAGGCAGGAUGAAGCCAUCCUCUCUCCAAGCUGGGUGCUCCGAUCGUGGCAUGGCAGGAAGACAUCUGUGGGCCCAUGUGAUUCCAGUCUGCUCAGGCAUGUCUAGUGCAAAGGCCAUGAUGUGAAGCAAGUUUUCUUGCGGAAUCCAGUGUAUUAGAGAUUCGAGAGUCGUGGUAUACCCGCUGAGGAGGGCUGCUGACUGGGAGUGGAACCAGUCCAACAGAAAGAAGUGUGUUGCCACCAACAAAGCUGAACAGAGUUGGAGAUGGUGUUCUGAUGCAGAAUUUGGAGUAUGACCACCUGUUAUUUGAUUGUUUUCUGGUCCCGUAUUCUCCCUUCCCUAAACUUUGGAAUGGUAAAGUAUGUUGUAAGCCAUUAUAUGUUGGAAGUAUGCAAUCUUCUUUUUGAUCUUGAUGUUACAGGGGAUUACAGUUAAUAGAUUACAUGAUCUCAAAAGAGAAGUUGAACUUUUGACUUCCAACAUUGAUGAGACUAUGAUAAACUAUGGGAACUUUUGAAGUUGAACUGAAUGUAUUUUCGACUGUGAUAUUGUUAAAACAUUUAUGGGGCCCAGGAACCGUGUCUGAGUCUGUGAUCCUACCAUGGCCGGCAUUUCUGAAGAUCUGUUGCGACCAGGGUCGACACAGAGGUCUAGGGUCUGGGCCAUGACCUGUGCUACCACCCACAGUAAUGGUACCCUGCAGGGUUGGGAAGCUAUCAAGGGCCAUGUCUGGGUCUGUGGCCCAGUAACACCCAGGGAAUGUUUAUAUCUAUGGCUGCUGAAGCCAGGAUGGCCAUGUGGAUUCCUGGCAUCUAUCUCUGGAGCCAUGUUGAUGUCUGAGGGUUGCACUGCCACCAGAACCAUUCUGGCCUAUAGCGCCACUGUGGAACAUGAUGACAUAAUUGACCCAGAUUGCUGCUGAGGACCAUGUCUGGAUUCAUGGUCCUAUCACAUCCUGGGCCUGUGUUGAAGUCUGUGGUCCAUUUUGCCAUCAAUGACAAGGUAGAUAUGCAGGGUCAGGUCAGCCUCCUGAAUCCAAGUGGAGGCCGGAACUACAUAUCUGAGCUGCCUGUGCUGCUGCUUGGUGUCAUGGUGAUGUCUGGGCCAAAGCUACAGCUGAGGGCCAUGUCUGUGUCCCUGGCCCUGCUGCAGCAAUAGUGUGUGUUAAUGUCUCAGCUUCCUGUUACAAUGGAAGGCCAUAUGAAUGCCCAAGAUUUUUUGACAUGUUACGGAUGAGGACCACACUGCUGUACAGAUUGUGUCAUUCUGAGUGCCCUGCACUGCCACCUGGGGCAGUAGUGACAUUGAGACCUGCCUGCUGUUGGGGACCAUAUUCUGUGCCUGUGCCCCUACCCUAGAAGGGAUCUGUGGGAAGUUCAAGGCCUGUGUUGCCAGCAAAGUCACAUGGAAGCCUGGUGUCAAGGCUGAAAUCUGUACACUGGGAGCCAUGCCGCCACCAAAGUCAUACUGUUCUGAGUGGUCUGUGCUGAUACCUGGAGCCAAGAUGCCAUUUGGGCCCAAGCUUCUGCUUUGGCAAUUUCUGGGUCUGUGGUCCUCCUGCAGCAGAGUUCUCUAUUGAUAUUUGUGUUCCAUGUCACCUCAGGAGACUAUAGGAAUCAUUUGUGUCAUGAAAUCAGGGCCGUGCUAAGCCCUCCCCACCCUUGGCUGGCCACAGGAUAGCUGCUCCUGCCUGUCACUUGACACUUUGAGAUCUGGCUGCAGCCCUCAUGGGAGAGCUACUUCUCAGCAUGGGUGAGCGUGGAUUUACCCUGAAGACUUGGGCAUCAGAGAGCCGGCUCCACCCACCCCCUACCUAAGGGAGGAAUCCCCAGUUGCCUAGAUUGAUCAACUCAGCUCCCACUGAGACCACAGGUACGCCCAGGGUUGGCACAUCCUAGCAUAUGCACAAUUUAGGAUCUGCUGGAGCUCAAGAAGGGACUGGUCCUGUAGAGCAAUACCCUCAGUGUCUCCAUAACUUGGGCAGCUGCACAAUAACCAAGAGGAGUUUCAGUGAAUCCAGUGAUGAUGUCAUACCAGAAACCAGAGGCCUUGAACAAAACCAAUGACUCAGUGGAAUGAACAUCUGCAAGUACAGCUGAUUGGAAAAAAGGGUGCACUGUGAAAUACCAUCUCCAAUGCCACCAGGAACAGUGAAAGGGUGCGGGAAACUGGGAAAGAUAGAGGAGCGAAGAGGCUAUUUUUGGUUUUUUGUUGUUGUUGUUGUUUUGUUUUGGGGUUUGUUGUUUUUGCUUGAUUGUUUUGGCUUGAUUUUUAAAAUAAUUUUCAUUUGGGGGGUACCACAGGCUAUAGUUGGACAGGAAGGUGAGUGGAAUGGGGAUUCCUAAUCAUCAAUUCCCAUAGAUUCAAUAAAAAAAAAUUAUAUUUUAAAAAAAGACUUCAUACUGGAAAGAAACUCUGUGAAUGUAAGCAAGUGAUAAAUACCUAUGUAUGCACUAUGAUCCUCCACGUCAGUAAGGAAUUUGUAUUGAGAAUGGGGAUAGUAAAGAAAUUAUAGUUAGGGGAACCCAUGACCAUGAGGGAUUUGUUAAGAUCUUUGGACAAAACACUUACAUUUUAUUAUGCAAGAUCACAAGAUUAUUUAUUGUGGAGGAAAAUGUGACAAGUGUCAACACUCUGUUCAAGCUCUAUGGGGCCCCUCUUCAUGGUCAGAGGUAUUGUGAAUGUAAACAAAUGUGUUCAUAUAGGAUUAGUAGAAACAUUAUAUCAGGGCCGGGCGUUGGUGGCGCACGCCUUUAAUCCCAGCACUCGGGAGGUAGAGGCAGGCGGAUCUCUGUGAGUUCGAGACCAGCCUGGUCUACAGAGCGAGUUCCAGGACAGCCUCCAAAGCCACAGAGAAACCCUGUCUCGAAAAACCAAAAAAAAAAAAAAAUUACAUCAGUAAAAUAUUAUCUCCUAUUCAAAUGUUCAAAUGUAAGCAUUUAGUCAUUUAAUAGAGGAAUAUGAUAAUGAAAAUGAUAUUUAUUUUGUCAUGGGAGGGAUUGUGUUAAUUUCUUCUGAGGGCAAAACACUUGUUCAUAUCAUUUUUUCAUAACCCUAAAUGAACGGGAGAGAAUUAUCUCAGUAGGUAAAGUAAUUUGAUGCUAAUCCCAAUGUACUGUGCUCAAUUUCUGGGAGACCCAGAGGACUCCUACAAGUUUUUCUGUCAUUACUACACCUAAGAUGGGCGUAUGCAAACUCACACACCAGCACAUACACAAAUAAUUUUUAAACCAAAUUAAGGUCAGUGAGACCACUUGAAACCAAACUCGACUACCUUCAUUUGAUUGCUGGAACUCGUGUUGAUUAAAUAGUAAUUAUACUUGUAAGUUGUCCUCUGAGUGUCACGUGCACACCAUUACACAAAUGAAUACACUCACUUAAAACAGUUUCAAAAGUUGAAUUCAGGAAUGCAAAGAAAAUAAUCACAAUAUUGACAACAUAUGAAAUGAUUCACCAGAUGAAAUGAAUACAUUAUAGAAUUACUGCUCAUCAACACAAUGACGGUUCCUGCUUAAAAUUUACAUUGUUUGAUUCUCUGAUUCAAAAGUAGGAAGUAUGAUCUAAUGUUUCUCUAGACUUCCUCAGUGUCUGUUAUUAUGUCCCUGUUUUCCUUUCUGAUUUUCUUAAUUUGGAUAUUGUCUCUCUAAUCGUUUGGGUAGUUUGGACAAUAGUUUGUCUGUUGUGUUGAAUUUCUUAAAGACCCAACUCUUUGUCUCAUUGA
Molecule: messenger RNA, 5541 nt
Organism: Mesocricetus auratus (golden hamster)
Lineage: Eukaryota; Metazoa; Chordata; Mammalia; Rodentia; Cricetidae
Product: zinc finger protein 120
Exons: 4
Biological process (GO): regulation of cytokine production; regulation of immune system process; negative regulation of transcription by RNA polymerase II
Source: RefSeq, a predicted model, not a curated record